This is a messenger RNA of Oreochromis niloticus (Nile tilapia), 4209 nucleotides long. RefSeq names its product zinc finger protein 37. Gene Ontology annotation, cellular component: nucleus. The record is from RefSeq and is a predicted model, not a curated record. Gene Ontology annotation, biological process: embryo development; regulation of transcription by RNA polymerase II. Gene Ontology annotation, molecular function: DNA-binding transcription factor activity, RNA polymerase II-specific; RNA polymerase II transcription regulatory region sequence-specific DNA binding. The coding region runs from base 337 to 2838 and encodes 833 amino acids. Lineage: Eukaryota; Metazoa; Chordata; Actinopteri; Cichliformes; Cichlidae. The transcript has 3 exons.
GUACAGGAUGUGUGUAUCGCCCAGUAUCACUUGCGGAAAUAAAAAGAAAAGUGCGCAAGUUUAGGCAGCUUCGAAGUCAAAGCGUCUACAUUUUAGAUGUAACAAUGUAUCCCGUUCAAAGCAUGCGUAGGUUUGUCUGUGAUCGACUAACAGCGGCUGCCCAAGAAAUACUGGGAGCGUUUGAAAAGAGAGUAGAAGAGUACGAGUCAGAAAUCGCACGUCAACGCAGACUGCUGGAUACGGUGUUCACACCGGAGAUUAAGUUGCAGGAUAAAGUUCACAGAUUAAUGAUUUGAUCAAGUCCACAGGAUCAGACGAGGAGAUAAAUAACUUUUGAUGUGCCAAAUAAUGUCUUUAGAUCUUGCAAAGACUUCUUUGAGUCAGCAGCAGAGUAACAGUGAGAGUGACUCCACUGUUCAGCCUGAUAUUACACGGAUUAAAGAUGAGCAUGAGGAAAUGUGCAUCAGUCAGGAACGACAGCAGCUCACACAGCAGCAGGCGCCUGCUGCUUCUAAGGUGACUCCAGCUUCAACUGAUCAAAGUGCCCGCAGUGAUCAGUCUCAGCCUUCAGGUCCUGACCAAACGAAUCCUGCAGCAAGUAAUGAUCCCAAACCCAGAGUCUCUAAUGAAGAUGAACGUGACAGAGAGAGUUCUCCAGUACCACCUCCAGAUGAUGACAACCACUUCUUCUGUCACAACUCGGAUGAAGGGGAGAGUCAAGCUGACAUAACUUGUAACUAUGGAAGUGAAACACCAACAAGAGGCGAUACGGACACAUCAUCAGCUAUUACAGCAGCGCAGCCGUUAGAUAAGGAAAACAAUGAUGUGGGCAGCACAGCAAACAGUGGUACAGAGGAAGGACAGGUGUGUACCAAUGAGAGCAAUGAGCCAGCAUCAGAUGGAAGAUGUAACAUUGAAAACAUAUCAUCAACCAGUAAUUCUGAGUUAACACCUACUGUAAGAUGUAAUAGUGAGACCACAUCAGCUAUGAGUACUGAGCCAACACAGAACAAGAAACGUAUAGAUGGGAAUGAAACGUCAACCGCAACUGCUGGCCUAACGAGUAACACAAAACAAAGUGGUGACUACACAACAUCUACAAAAAGCACUGAACAAACACUAACAAAGAGCCCAACAGAAACUAGAUGCCCCGAUGUAACACCACAUGAGAAACGCGAUCAAACGAGCCCUCCGGUAGGGAACGGUGAACCAGCACCAAAUAAGUCAAGUCAAGAUGGGGGACCAAACUCAACUGUCAGCCUAUAUGAAAAAAGCAGUGAUAAGAAAACAUCAGCUACAAGUGAUGAGCAUGCAUCUAGAAAGAAACGUAGCGAUGAGAAGAAGAAACCAAGCAGAAGUACUGAUUUAGCUGCAAGUAGGAAACCCAGAGAUGGAAAAAUGUCAUCAAGUACAACUCCUCAGUUAAUGCCAAAUGAGAAGCAUAAAGACUGGGACACAAACGAUGACACUGAGCCUUCACCAGACUUUACAUGUCACGACAUAUCAAUGGAAAAUACUGAGCCAAUUCAAAAUAAGACUAGUGACCAUGAACAGGUAGCAUCAAAUGGAAGUCCAGAUCAGGCAGAAAACGGCCAAUCCACUGAGGGGAACACAUCCUCAAUUUCAAGUUCUGAGCUAGCACAAAAGAAGCAGAGUGAAGGAAAACUAGCUUCACAAAAUAAGAAUUCUAACAGUGACGAAGCUACAUUGGCUGAAAGUACCGAAACAACGCCAAAUAAGAUGCCUGGUGAUGAGACUACAAGUACUACGUCAACCUCAAGUAGGAAACAUACACAUCAGAGAACAUCAUCAACCAGAAGCCGGGAUUUAACAAAACACAAGAAGCAUAGACAUAGAGACACAAAGUCUUUAAGUAGUAAGGAAGCAGGACUGCUUAAAAGACAAAAUGAUGGGAGCGCAACAUCAGGAGGAAGCACCAACCCAACACAAAGGAAAAGACAUAAGGAUCAGAGUGGGGAAUCCACCCAAACUACAGAGGGAAGACACAGUGAGAAAAACAACAAUGGGAGCAAAACAUCAAGUGGAAGUACUGAUCCAACUCAAAAGAAGAGACAUAGGGAAAGUGAAAAACGCUUAAAAGCAUCAAAUGAGAGUGAUGGUGGUAAUGCCAAAGAUGAGGAAAAUCCUUACAAGUGUGACCGGUGUGGCAAAGUGAUGUCCAAUUUCAAAAACUACAAAUUUCAUAUGAAGAGCCACACAGUUGAGAAGACGUUCAAAUGUGAGACUUGUGGCAAGAUGUUCCGGGAAAGUUGGGAUUUAAAUAAACAUUUAGUGAUUCAUUCAGCCGAGAAGCCCUUCAAGUGCGACGUCUGUGGAAACGGGUUCAACCGACGUUAUAAUCUCGACCUGCACGUCAGGGUUCACACUGGGGAAAAGCCCUACAAAUGCAGCACCUGCGGGAAAAGCUUCAGCUCCUGUGUGAACAUGAAGAAGCACAUGAGAAUCCACACCGGUGAGAAGCCUUACACUUGCAACGAGUGCGGUAAAGAGUUUGCGGAUUCUUCUGCUUUCAAGAAUCAUUUGCGAGUGCACACGGGGGAAAGGCCCUUCAAGUGUACCUACUGCAAGAAAAAAUUUGCUACCAACACGACUUUGAAAAGGCACACCAGAACACAUACAGGUGAAAAACCAUAUAAAUGCACCGUAUGUGAUAAGGUGUUCGGUCACAAAACCGACCUGAAAGGACACAUGAGGAUGCACACUGGCGAGAAGCCCUACAAAUGCACUAGUUGUGGGGAACAGUUCUCCACCUGGUUAAAACUUCAUAAGCAUAAACAGCGUGCACAUGCAAGCGAAUCAGAAAAACCCGCCGAAUAACUGGUCCGUAUGCGGUACGUCUUACCAAAUGAAUUAACUUGUUUUUGCUUUUCUUCUUUUUUUGUGAUUUACUUCAUAGUUUUGAAUUUUUUGGACAUUCCGGGUGUUGAGGUCAAACAGGGUUCUAGUGAGAGGUUAAAAAUCAAUUCAGGAAGGUCAGUUUGAGGAAAAGAUCUGCAAAGAGCUAUGCUUUUCAAGGCUUACCAGCAAAUACUGGAAAUACUACAGGAAGCUUUACACUCUCACACUGAUGACAGUUUGUUAUUUGUGACAAAAAGAUUGUAUGUUUUCCCUUUCCUUCUUGGCUUACACUUUUCUGUUAGAAGUCGAUGUGAGAGCUUUUUUUUCUUUCCAUUCUGUGUUAUUUUUGUCUGCAUUUCUCAGAGCAGGUUGCACUUUUGCACUAUGUCAUUCUAAAUACGGCCUUAACCCAGGCUAGUCUUAUUAUGGCAACUCAAAAAGAAAAUUCUGUAUCAGAACUGUUAACCCCUAAAAUGCUGGCUUUACCUGGACCAUUUUGCACUGGACAUCAUUGUCGUUUAUUCCUCACAGAAAUUUUUGAUGGCUGGACUUUUCCAUCUUUCCGGGUUGUUGGCAGUUUCCAUUUUUGUGCAAUGGUGGCUGCAAACUGCUUGCAGGUGCAUUACCACCACCUUCUGGGAGUAAAAGCACAUUACAUCCUGUGACUGAUUUUAAAAACGGGAAACUAUAUAUUUCAGGACAAAAACCAUAGUCACUCAGUUUUAUUUUUAUAGCAAAUGUUAAAUUAUUUGAUAAACAUGACUAUUAAUUACUAAAUGCAAUGUAAAUAUUAUAUAAGAUCCAACUCUGCAGGGAAAGCUGACACCUCUUGGUAUUUCCUAUAAAAAGCUGUUGCAUUUUUUUAAGGUUUUCUAUGAUAGUGAACUUUUAAGUAUUUAUAAUUCUGUACCAUUUUUUUCCCCAAUUGGGAAAAAUCCAUCUCAUUUGCUCUUGCUUAAGCAAAUGCUUUGGUUUUUGGAUUGUUUUUACAUCUGUAAAUAUUCUUGAUAAAAAAAUCUGGGAAUUACAUCAGACAGAUCAUAGACAACAAAGUCAGAUGAAUCAAAAGCCAGUGGUUGUGACUUUUGAAGAGCUUUACCGUUGUUUAAAUACAAUACACAGAAGUGCUUCUUGCCACAAGAAUGCCUUCAAUGCCUCAAUGUGUUAAUAAGGUGUUGUAUUAGAACAGCAAGCAAAAGGAACACAGUGUGUUUGUUUUUGGGGGUUUUUUUUGCCUUGUUGGUAAUGGUUUUAUUUGAAUUUUUUUUUCAGUGUUUUUUCCAUUUUUGUUAUCAGAUCAUAGACUUGUAAAACAGUCGGUGAAUGUCUUAUUAAUGGGUUUACAAUAAA